Syzygium oleosum is the source of this 2268-nucleotide messenger RNA. RefSeq names its product subtilisin-like protease 1. The coding region runs from base 1 to 2268 and encodes 755 amino acids. Gene Ontology annotation, molecular function: serine-type endopeptidase activity. Gene Ontology annotation, biological process: proteolysis. NCBI's taxonomy places the organism in Eukaryota, Viridiplantae, Streptophyta, Magnoliopsida, Myrtales, Myrtaceae. The record is from RefSeq and is a predicted model, not a curated record. The transcript has a single exon.
AUGGAAGACCAGAAAUGCAGAUCGUCUCCGACCACCGUGAUGAUUUUCUUUCUCGGUCUCGCUUGCCUUCUAAGCAUUUCACCUGCUGAUGCUGCUAUUGCAGAUGUUGACACAAGUAGCCCUUUAUCCAGUCAUAUCGUCCAGGUACGAAAGCCGACCGACAAAGAUUUCGCUACUCGGGAGGAUCUCGAUGCUUUCCAUCGGUCAUUUUUACCAACCACAGCAGCCAGCUCAAACGAAGAGCACAGAAUAGUUCACUCAUACCAAAAUGUAGUAUCCGGGUUCGCGGCCAAAUUGACCGCUGAGGAAGCUGAAGUUAUACGAGAGAAGGACGGUGUUUUGUACGUGCGUCCGGAGAAGGUGCUCUCUCUGCACACAACCCACACCCCCGACUUUUUGGGAUUGCACCAAGGAGUCGGGCUCUGGAAGGACUCGAACCUCGGUAAGGGCGUGAUCAUCGGAGUUUUAGACUCGGGGAUUUCUCCCGACCACCCUUCCUUCAGCGACAAGGGGGUGCCUCCGCCCCCGGCCAAAUGGAAGGGCAGGUGCGACUUCAACGGCAUGUCCUGCAACAGCAAGCUCAUUGGUGCGAGGUCGUAUACCGGUUCGCCGCAUGAUGAUGUCGGCCACGGCACACACACUUCCAGCACGGCUGCCGGUGCUUUCGUGAGGCGUGCCAGUGCGCUCGAUAAUGCCAAUGGCACGGCCGUGGGCAUGGCGCCUCUUGCGCAUUUGGCAAUAUACAAGGUUUGCGAUGUCUACGGGUGCCUUGAGAGCGACAUAUUAGCUGGGUUUGAGGCAGCCAUCGAGGACGGUGUGGAUGUGCUUUCCCUCUCUCUAGGAAGAACAUCCCGACCGUUCUACGAUGACGUGAUCGCCAAGGGUGCAUUUGCCGCCACCCAAAAGGGCAUCUUCGUCAGCUGCUCCGCGGGGAAUAGCGGGCCGUCCAAUGGCACGUUGUCAAACGAGGCACCAUGGAUUCUCACCGUGGGAGCGAGCAGCAUCAACCGCAACAUAACGGCCUCGGUGCAGCUUGGGAACAGGCAAGAGUUCGAUGGGGAGACCCUAUACCAACCCAACGACUUCCCUCCGAAGCUACUUCCCCUUGUUUAUGCGGGAAAAAAGGGAGAUCCAUCCUCGGCUCUCUGCCUCCCCGGAUCACUACGAGGUCGCUCAGACCUCAUAGGGAAAGUGGUUGUGUGUGAGAUCAGUGAUGGAAGAGGGCGAGUCAACAAAGGUCAAGAGGUCAAGGAUGCGGGCCGCGCGGCCAUGAUCCUCGUGAACGGUCCCCCGGAGGGAUACACCACAUUGGUCGAUGCACAUGUCCUACCCGCAGUCCAUGUGACCUACGUCGCGGGGACGGUGAUCAAGAGCUACCUAAGCACGGUGCCGGCGCCGAUGACCACGAUCCUAUUCAGAGGCACCCAUGUCGGGGGAUUGGCUGCCCCGGCUGUAUCAUUCUUCUCUUCCCGCGGCCCCAACAUCCAAAGCCCCAGCAUCCUCAAACCGGGCAUCAUUGGCCCAGGCGUGAACAUCCUUGCCGGUUGGCCAUUUCCUUUAGAUAAAUCCACAAGCAAGGAGAACCCAUUCAACGUGAUCUCCGGGACCUCUAUGUCCUGCCCCCACCUCAGUGGCGUGGCUGCGCUGCUCAAGAGUGCAAACCCCGACUGGUCUUCGGCUGCCAUCAAGUCUGCCAUCAUGACCACCGCCGCCACCUCCAACAUGGCGCACCAUCCCAUCGUCGACCAGAUGCUCCAUCUGGCGGACAUUUUUGCCACCAGCGCAGGACACGUCAACCCAUCAAAAGCCGUCGACCCGGGUCUCAUUUAUGACUUUGGACCGCAAGAUUACAUCGCUUAUCUUUGUGGGCUUGACUACACUGACUCGGAAAUCGAGAUCAUAGUUCCAAAGAAAGUCACAUACUCGAGCAUAAAAAGCAUACCCGAUUACCAGCUCAACUAUCCGUCGAUCAGCGUGAUGUUCGAGGGUUCGGUGACGAAGGUGAGCGUGACAAGGACGGUGAGGAACGUUGGACCCGCGAAGUCGCAUUACCGGUCGGUCAUCGACCCGAUCAAGGGUCUGGACUCAAUUGGCGUGUACCCGGGUGAUCUGGUGUUCACGGAGGCGAACCAGACAGCGAGUUACAGGGUUGACUUUACAAGGAGAGUUGGCUGGAAGGCGACGGCGACGACCCCGUUCGCCCAGGGGGCGAUCACGUGGGUCUCUGCUCGGCAUUCGGUUCGAACGCCUGUCGUUGUUGUGUUUUAA